AUGGAUGUUGAAGAUCGUUCAGCAGAAGAAAGUAAGGAUAGGAUAGAUUCGGGCACUGAAAAGAUUCAAAAUACCAAGUUACACUAUCUAAACUCCAAGGAGAUUUAUCAUCAAAAAUUGAAAAGUCUUGGACUGAUAACAUUUGGUAAGAGAUAUUCGAUAUUUUGCCCGGUUGACCAGCAGGCUUGUCUGGAUCACGAUAGACGAGAAGGAGAAGGUGUCAAGCCAGUUGAGACAAUAUGCUACAAGCUUAAAUAUGGUGGGAUUAUAUACCUAAUUAGGGUUAAGGAUCCGUCCACUAUUUCCUCCAAUCCUACAAUUGUAGCCUUUAAGAAUGCAAAGUGGACUUCUUUCACAAUUGAGGAUAAAAAGUAUGAUGAACUUAUCAAUUUGGAAGGAAUGGAAUUAAUAGAUUUCGAAAUCCCAGCAAAACUGAAGCAUGAUGGAGAUUAUGAUAACCCUGAUUGGAAAGGAUCUACAAAAGACUGUAUCGAUGCUUUAUAUGCUUCAUCUGAUACUAAAGAUAAAUUGUACGAUUCUCUUGAUUGGAUUCACAAGUGGGGAAAAAGUUGA
This is a messenger RNA of Medioppia subpectinata, 573 nucleotides long. NCBI's taxonomy places the organism in Eukaryota, Metazoa, Arthropoda, Arachnida, Sarcoptiformes, Oppiidae. The record is from the annotation of a GenBank genome assembly.